AUGACUAGGCAUAGGCAUACGGGUUGGAUUCGGGUCUUCGGGCUGGGUUUUUGUCUUUCUGGUCUUAAACAUUUAGAUCUAGAUAGGUUUGGGUCGGUUCGGCAUAAUCCAAAGCUGACACAUCUUUGCUAUUGCUUUCUACUUUUUCUUCCACUACUCUCUCAAUCCGCCAUAGCCAAUCCUUCAUCAUCGCCAAACCAUAGCAACAGUAUCAACUUCAUCGUAUCCUCAUGCCGCACCACGCGUUACCCUACUCUCUGCGUCAAAUGCCUCGCGGCUUUCGCCAGCAAAAUCAGCCGUAACGAAAACCGGUUAGCUCAAACCGCUCUAGCCGUUACUCUAGUCCGGGUUCGGUCCACGACGGCCUACGUAGCUAAGCUGACUAAAGCAAGAAGUGUCAAACGCAGAGAGUACUUAGCCGUGAAAGAUUGUGUGGAGAAUCUUGGAGAUGGCUUAACGAUGUUGGCUCAGUCAAUGAGGGAAAUGAAACGAGUGGGUCGAUCCGGUCGUGGUCGGCAAGAAUUCUUGUGGCGGCUGAGUAACGUUGAGACUUGGGUUAGCGCUGCUUUAACGGAUGAGACAACUUGUCUUGAUGGCUUUGAUGGGAAGUUUAUGGAUGGUGUGGUGAAAAUGGCGAUUAGAAGACGAGUGGUGCAUGUGGCUCGAGUUACCAGUAAUGCAUUGGCUCUUGUAAACCGGUUCGCGUCUCGUCAUAAAUCAUAGAUUCGAGUAAAAAAUCAAAAGAGUAUUCGGUCCUUAAUUAGUUUUUGUCAUAUCUUCCUUUUUCUUCUGUUUCGCUUUUGUUUCUUUAUGAUAGUUUGUAUUUAUUUGUAGUCUUGCGAUAUGUUUAUGCUUUUGUCAUGGUUUGCGUAGAGAUAACGGUUAUAUAUGUUGAGUUUAUGGAAAAAUGGCCACAAAUUAAGAGUAGUUUUGUUUA
This is a messenger RNA of Brassica oleracea var. oleracea, 937 nucleotides long. RefSeq names its product 21 kDa protein-like. Lineage: Eukaryota; Viridiplantae; Streptophyta; Magnoliopsida; Brassicales; Brassicaceae. Gene Ontology annotation, molecular function: enzyme inhibitor activity. Gene Ontology annotation, biological process: negative regulation of catalytic activity. The coding region runs from base 1 to 723 and encodes 240 amino acids. The record is from RefSeq and is a predicted model, not a curated record. The transcript has 3 exons.